ACCAGCUUGUGUUUCGCCGACAAAGCUAGCACACAGGCUCUGCCUCCAUAGUACGCUUUGAUGCAUAUAUAUAACUGCUCCUUUUGCCCAAAUCAUAAAGCAGCGGCCAAGGUGAUUCUCUGAUGGAAUCAUUGACUGCCUAUUCGUCAGACGACUCAUCGCUCGACUCGGGUCACGUGCGCGGCAUCUCGCCAUCUUCGUUGGAUAAACCAAACUCUGAAAAUCAUAACGAAAGCACACAGAACGACGAUAGUUGUGAUUUCCCCGAUAAACUAACAGACCUGUAUCACAGGCAAGGUUUGGAAGCGCCAAUAAUCUUAUACCUGCAGGAAUACAGCAUGAAUGCCAAGCGUCAAAUCACCGCAUUUGCAUACUUGCCCUGGCAACCUUCAAGAGAAGUCAAGACCAGGCUUCGGGCUGCCAGUGAUAAGGCCAUACACGUCAUAAGAGAAAAAGUGGUAAAUUUUGAUAAAAGGUUUGCUCACAACUCGGUUGUCGCGGCCAAAUCUGUAGCGCACGGAGUAUUUGGUCAUACCAACAAGAGGUCACUUACAGAUCUCCAUGUCUCUCUCUUCCCGAACAUUUCGUUACCCCAAAACAAACUCAAACCGUUUCUUACUCACGUGCAAAGGGCAGUAAAACCCCUUCAGGUGCCGUCAGAAAUCUUGGCCACUCAACAGUUGAGUGCGUUGGAUCGGAUGCUUUCUGAAGGAAAAGCCACCGGAAAAAAACUUUUACGGCUUCAGUUGGACAGCAGGUUGCAUUUGUACAAACUGACAAAAUCAGGCUCAAUAUUUGUAGGCAUAGGGUUGUCGAAGUACGCGGACGAAAAACGUGAGCAACUUUUGCCGCAGUUCAAGUAUUUGACCCAGAUUUCCGGUGCCAUCGAGAACGAGGCCAAGUUGUUGAACUUCGACUAUAACUGGAUGCAGUUCUCUUUGAGCAAAAGUGAUCACGCUCGCGAGUUACUAUCAUUAUAUUACCAUUUUACGUUGGUGAUCUGUGAGUUGCAUCCACGCGGUCAACGCAUGACAGAAGCUGAGUUUGAGCAGACCAAACAAUGGUUGAAUGAAGUCGAUGUAUCGACGUAUCUCGAAAACAUGUACUUUGAGGCUGAUCACUUUGUGGUGAGCUCGGGAGAUUUGUCAAAGAAAGUUGAUCUCUUUUGAUUCAAAGAGGCGCGCACGUUGGUUAUAACUCCUGGGCCACUGAGGACUGGAAUAGGUAACCUCGUGAAUCUUGAUAAAAAGCAUUCUCGUUGACGCUUUUUCAUCCAUACUGAGUGAAAAUCUAAAAGUGUGGACGAGGGUAUGACGUCGCCAAAAGCUUGUCCCGAGAGAAGGACCGUGGUACGUUUCGACUCGCUCGCAUAUAACUGACCGGACGGGCCAAAACGUAUUCGUCAUAUCGCAAAUAUUUAAAAAAACUACCACCUGUAAAACAUAAUCACAAGGUAUUCUAGAGAAGUAUAUUGUAAAGGGUGUUCCUAUGGUGACAAACGCAACAGCUCCAGGAUCAUUUAUAAGCUGCAGACAGAC
Messenger RNA from Metschnikowia bicuspidata var. bicuspidata NRRL YB-4993, 1538 nucleotides. RefSeq lists its product as uncharacterized. The record is from RefSeq and is a predicted model, not a curated record. Bases 123 to 1169 code for a protein of 348 amino acids. The transcript has a single exon. Lineage: Eukaryota; Fungi; Ascomycota; Pichiomycetes; Serinales; Metschnikowiaceae.